Heterocephalus glaber (naked mole-rat) is the source of this 2764-nucleotide messenger RNA. RefSeq names its product leucine rich repeats and death domain containing 1 (gene Lrrd1). Gene Ontology annotation, cellular component: cytoplasm. Lineage: Eukaryota; Metazoa; Chordata; Mammalia; Rodentia; Bathyergidae. The record is from RefSeq and is a predicted model, not a curated record. Gene Ontology annotation, molecular function: protein binding.
UAUAAAAACCUAGCAGCAAAUAAGAUAUCAGAAGAGGAGGGCACUUCAGCAGACCUAGAGGAUAUAACUAGGCAAUUUAGGUCACAGUCAAUGGAGGAGUCUGAAUUUAUCACAGAAACAUCAAAUUCAUUAAAUAAAGCUUUUCAUUACCUGGAAGGGAACUCUUCUAACACGAUUUAUGAAACUCUUACUGAAAAGGAUUCAUUAAAGUCAACGUCUUCUACUGGUAGCAAGUCUAAUGAAAAUGAAGAACAAAAACAAAAUGUUCAGUUUUCUGAAACAAGCACUAGAGAUGCCAGCCCACUGUCAGAACCAGAAACUUCACGAAGUUCAUCAUUAUCAGUAACUGAAAUGAGUACUGACUCUCAAGCUUUAGUUAGCAUCCUGUCUCAUGAAAGUGUAAGAAAAGUUAAUGCACAAGUCUCUGAAGAAUACCGGGAAGGAUUUGACUUAGGGUCAGAUAACUUUACAGUUAAUCUUGAGGCUAAGGGUUUGCAAGAAUUCCCUAAGGACAGUUUAAAAGUUAAACAUGUAAAAUACCUAUACUUAGAUAAUAAUAAAAUAAAAACUUUUCAAGGGGCAGAUUUAAAUGAUCUGCUAGGACUUGAAAUUAUAUCCUUGCGAGAUAACGAGUUAUCAUCACUUCCAUGUGAAAUUUUGUUAUUUCAUAAUUUAAGGAUAUUAAAUGUUAGUCACAACCAAAUAUCACAUAUACCUAAAGAAAUAUUGCAUCUUGGGAAUAUAAGGCAACUAUUUUUAAAUGACAGUUAUAUUGAGAAUUUUCCUUCUCCUGGCAUAGAAAGUCUUAGAAACUUGGAAAUUUUAAGUUUAAGUAAAAAUAAAUUAAGACACAUACCAAACACUCUGCCUAAUUUGCAAAACUUGAGAAUUCUUGAUCUGGAAUAUAAUAAGUUAACAAUAUUUCCUAAAGCUCUCUGCUUCCUUCCAAAAUUAAUUUCACUAAACCUUACUGGGAAUAUGAUAGGCAGUUUGCCAAAAGAAAUUAGGGAACUUAAAAGUUUAGAAAACCUUUUACUGGAUCAUAAUAAACUUACCUUUUUGGCCGUGGAAAUUUUUCAAUUAAAUAAAAUAAAAGAACUCCAACUAACUGACAAUAAAUUGGAGGUCAUUUCACACAAAAUUGAGAAUUUUAAAGAACUUAGGAUUCUUACACUUGAUAAAAAUUUAGCGAAAAAAAUACCAGAGAGAAUUUCCUACUGUGUAAUGUUGGAACGCCUUAGUCUUAGUGAUAAUAAAUUAAUAGAACUCCCUAAGAACAUCUAUAAACUUAAAAAUUUAAGAAAACUCCAUGUAAAUAGAAACUAUAUGGUGAGAAUAACUGAAGAUAUCUCCCAUCUUAAUAAUAUAUGCAGCCUGGAAUUUUCAGGAAAUAUAAUAAAAAAUAUUCCCAUUGAAAUAAAAAAUUGCAGAAAAUUAACUAAAGUUGAAUUGAAUUAUAAUAAAAUACAGCAAUUCCCAGUGGGACUGUGUGCUUUGGAUUCACUUUAUUAUUUGAGUUUUAAUGGAAAUUCUAUUUCAGAAAUACCUGUAGAUGUAUCUUUCAGUAAACAAUUGGUUCACUUAGAAUUAAAUGAAAACAAACUCACUGUAUUUCCUGAUCACUUAUGUUCUCUUAUUAAUCUUAAAUUUCUGAAUCUUGGUAAAAACCAAACAAGGAAAAUUCCGCCAUCUAUUUCCAAUAUGGUAUCACUCCAUGUACUUAUUUUAUGCUGUAAUAAGUUUGAAACUUUCCCUAGAGAAUUGUGUAUUUUAGAAAAACUGCAAGUACUUGAUAUUUCUGAAAACCAAUUAUGGACAAUUCCUUCAGAGAUAUGUAAUUUAAAAGGAGUCCAGAAAUUAAAUUUCUCAAGCAACCAAUUUAUACAUUUUCCUACUGAACUGUGCCAACUUCAAUCACUGGAAGAGCUGGAUAUAAGUCAGUCAAAUGGGACAAAGUUAACCAGACUUCCAGAAGAGCUGUCUAAUAUGACUCAACUUAAAAAACUUGAUAUCUCAAAUAAUGCAAUCAAAGAGAUUCCAAGGAAUAUAGGGGAAUUGAGAAGUCUGGUUAGUUUUUAUGCAUAUAAUAAUCAAAUAAGUUAUCUUCCACUAUCUUUUUUAACUUUGAAAGAGCUCCAACAACUAAGCUUGAGUGGAAAUAAUCUGACAGCUCUGCCUAGUGCCAUCCAUAAUCUUGUUUCACUGAAGGAGAUAAAUUUUGAUGACAACCCUUUGCUGACACCUCCAAUGGAAAUCUGUGAAGGAAAACAGUUGUAUACUAUUGCCUGCUAUCUACAGAGGGCAGAUGAAAGAGAUGAGAAAAUCUUAGAGAAGAUACUCAAGAUAGUUGCCAACAAUAUCACUAAAACAAAUUUUGAAUUUUUGUGUCAAAAACUAAACCUGAGAAACUCAGAAACUGAUGUCCCUACAAAGAGCACUGUUUCAUUAAAUGAAAGAGCCUACCAAGCAUCUGUUCAGUGGAAAACAGAAAACUUAUCACUAACUGCUGCUACUUUAAGAAACCAACUAGUUCGGGCACUAACUAUGAUAGGAGCAUAUGAAAUUAUGGACAAAAUAACAGCUUUAAAUCUUUUUACAUGUGCAAUUAAAUUCUAACCAGUGGACCCAUAAUAAAAAUUGAAAAACUGUGAUGCAUUUAUAUAAUUAAAAUUGGAAUUUUGAGCCAUCUCACUUUAUCAUACAAGAAUAUUGCAGGUGGUGUUUCUUUUUAUGUAUUCCUAAGAAAAAACAAUUUACAAGUACC